CCGAGACCGUGCGGCCGCCCAGUCCCGCUCCGCCCGCCGCCGCCAGGGCUCCGAAGGAUGGAGGACUCCCGGGAGACGUCGCCGUCCUCCAACAACUCCUCGGAAGAGCUCAGCUCUGCCCUGCAGCUGUCCAAGGGCAUGUCGAUCUUCCUCGACAUACUGAGGAGAGCAGAUAAAAACGAUGAUGGAAAAUUGUCCUUUGAAGAAUUCAAAGCAUAUUUUGCAGAUGGUGUUCUGAGUGGAGAAGAAUUACAUGAGCUCUUCCAUACCAUUGAUACACAUAAUACCAACAAUCUUGACACAGAAGAACUAUGUGAAUAUUUUUCCCAGCACUUGGGUGAAUAUGAGAAUGUACUAGCAGCACUUGAAGACCUAAAUCUUUCCAUCCUGAAGGCAAUGGGCAAAACAAAAAAAGACUACCAAGAGGCCUCUAAUUUGGAACAAUUUGUAACUCGAUUUUUAUUGAAGGAGACCUUGAAUCAGCUGCAGUCUCUCCAGAAUUCUCUGGAAUGUGCCAUGGAAACUACUGAGGAACAAACCCGUCAAGAAAGGCAAGGGCCGACCAAGCCGGAAGUCCUGUUGAUUCAGUGGCCUGGAAAGCGAUCAAGUCGCCGAGUCCAGAGACACAACAGCUUCUCCCCUAAAAGCCCUCAGUUUAGUGCCUGCGGCCCAGGCUUGUUAGAAGAAGAUAACCAGUGGAUGACCCAGAUCAACAGACUCCAGAAAUUAAUUGAUCGACUGGAAAAGAAGGAUCUCAAACUUGAACCACGGGAAGAAGAAGUUAUUGAAGGGAAUACUAAAUCUCACAUCAUGCUUGUCCAGCGUCAGAUGUCUGUGAUCGAAGAGGACUUGGAAGAAUUCCAGCUUGCGCUGAAACACUAUGUGGAGAGUGCGUCCUCCCAGAGUGGAUGUUUGCGUAUUUCCAUACAGAAGCUUUCCAAUGAAUCUCGGUACAUUAUUUAUGAGUUUUGGGAGAACAGCAGUGUGUGGAAUAGCCACCUUCAGACGAAUUAUAGCAAGACAUUCCAAAGAAGCAACGUGGACUUCUUGGAAACUCCAGAACUCACCUCUACUAUGCUAGUUCCUGCUUCAUGGUGGAUCCUGAACAACUAGAUGUUCUUAGACAUUUUAUGGUUCCAAGUGCAAAACAAGUAUUCUUAUUGAAAAUGUGAAUUAGAAAAUUCUCUGAAGUUACUAAUCUACUCUGUACUUUUGUUUAAUAUAUUUAAGAUGUGCACUCUUCUAAAAUGUCUUCUAUAUCUUUUAUGUGAAGUUUACCUAAAUUUUUGAAGUUCACUAUUCUCAGUCUUUGCUGUUUUGCUACAUUGUAACCUAAACCCUUCAGUGGUAGAAUCUUAAUAUGUGAAAAGUGUACACAUAAAGGAAAAAAAAUUGUGAAAAAGAAAUGAUAAAAAAUAAUUGAAGUGGGAACUUUUAGAGUAUCACUUCAUAGGAUAGCUUUUGUAGAUUUGUCAUAAACUAUCAAGGUUAAAUCAGUGUUUUGUCAUUUUUAAGUAACUGAUUUUCUGUGAAGUUUAUUCUUUGGUAGUGCUCCCUCCAUUACCAAUUCAAGACCUUGUAAGUAUUCACUUUACUGAAAAAGCUAAUAUGUGACCCAAAAUGGUGUCCUUACAUGCAGAGAGAGCAAAAGAAGGUGCACAAAGAAAAGGCCACGUGAGGACACAGUAAGAAGGUACCAACAGCAAGCCAGAAGAGGCCUCAGAAGAAAUCAGCCUUGCUAGCACCUUGAUCUUAGAUUUCCAGGUUCUAGAACUGUGACAAAAUACCUUUCUAUUGUUUAAGCUUAAAAAAAAAAAAAGUUAAUACAUGAGCAUACAAUAGUCUUGGCUGUAAUCUAUAGACUCUAUAUACCUAUCAUGUUAUAAACUGGUUUUUCACAAGUGAACAAUUCUGUGAUAGUUAGGGUACCAUUUGGUACUGUAACACCAUUAUAUCAUUUAUUAUAGCAUCAUAAUUAUAUGUAGGUUCAACAAAUCAAAAAAAUAGAAUUUUACUUUGAGAAAAUUUGAUUCAAAUUUUUUGGCAGAUGAGCCAGAGCACUAAUUUACUUCUGGAAAAUAGACAUUUGCAUUUAAAUAAUAAUUUCAAAUAUUUAAAUAAUAAAAUUUUAACCUAAGUAAAUGAAGAAAUAAAAAAUAAGCACAAAAUUUUAAGAGCAUCCCCUCUUCCCACGGAAGAUACUAGACAGAAAACCUUUUCCAGUUUUAACACUAGAAUGACAAUUCUAAUUUCACCAGAACAGUUGGUGUGUUCUGUGUACCUAGUACACUUUGCUAUACAGGCUCAUAUAGUUUUAAUAAAAUCUAUUCUGAUAAAUGCUGCUAAUAAAAAUCCAGUGCAGAUUAAGUCUAUUUCUGUUAUUCUAGAAUCCAAAUUCUUUUGAAACCACAGGUCUUCAAGGAAAAACUUGAAGGCAAUUUUUUUUCUUUUACCGUUGGAAAACUCAGAUUGAACUAAAUUAUAUUUUUAAAUAUAAAAUUUGACCUAAAAUUUUCUCAAACGAAUUAGCUUCUAUCAAAGGGAUACCUUUGUAUACGCCUCAGUCCUCGUCCAUCUAAGUAUUUUUUUUCAUAACUUCUACAAGGGCAGUAAAUUUUGACAUAUACAUACCUACACACACACAGACACAAAUGUGUGUGUAUAUACACACACACAUACACAUAUAUAUAGUCAUUUCUAAAGAUGACAAACACUAUGAAACAACACCUGGCUCAACUCUUUUAAUUUAUAUACAAAGCAGAGAAUAUUAAUGAAGAUGUACAAUGAUUACUCAGACAAGCUAUACAUAUGUACAAAGGCAAACAGAUAAUAAAACAGACUUUGCAGUCUCACUCUGAUUAUAUACAGUGACUUUUGACAUAAAACUUCUUGAAAAGGUUGGUUAUGAAUGGUUUCAAAAAAUACAAAUUAUAGCCAAUCAAAACACAUUUCAGUAUUAGAUUAAGAAAGUACCUAAGUCUUUUAAGUGUGAGGCAGUUUGCAAAGUACCAUGGUGGUAUGACUUUAAAAAGGUUUCUGCCCUCAAUAACAGUGCUGAGCGGAAAAGCUCUUUAGAUUCCAAACUAGAAUAAGUUCUACUACCAUUUUUUUACUUAGAGUCCAAAAAAAAACCCUUUGAGAACAAGCAAAUAAUAAACCAAUUUAAUUAUGGUAAUACCUCAGCUCUUAUACAAAUUAUACAUAAAUUGUUGUGUGUGUGUGUAUAUAUAUAUAUAUGUAUAUACACACUGGAACCUGUAAUAAUAUAAAGGGAAAAUAGGACAAAAAUAAAUCUGGGCCCUAAAGGUUUAAAUAUUUUUAAGUAACCCAGAAAUGUAUGGUUUUAGUGUAUUUUUCCCCCCUGGCGAGCGAAGUAAUGAAAGGUAGUGUACUAAAAGACCAAGAUGGGAAGCCUACCAUGGACUAAAGCUUGAAUCCAGGUAAAAAAAAGCCCAAAGACCAGUGAAAAAAAAGGUACUGGUUUUAGGAGUUCAGAAUUCAGUUUAUGAUAAAACUUUCUGCCAAAUGAGGGUCUUGAAUGCCUUGCCCGUAGACCUGGGGAUUUCUGAGAAUAGAAUUAGGGAGAGUUUACACUUACCUUUAUAUCAGCAAUUUUUUUUGACACUAUGCUGGAAGAAACUCUUUUUUUCAAUAGUAAUGUCCAGAGUGACAAAAUGCAGGAGAUUUAUUAUAUAAAAUUUCUAGGAGCUAAAAGCUUAGCCCCCAAAUUCUUCAUCCAUACAUGUUCUUGUCAUACGAAAUUAAAGAAUUGAAACUUAAUGUACCUCAAUUACUUGCAAAUGCCUAAAUCUUUCCUCUUUUGGAAAAAAAAAUCAGUAUUAAUUUGCAAUUGCCUAACUUCUUCUGUUCAUGGAGUCUGAUUAGAGACAACAAGUAGCAGCUGUUUUCACCUUGAGUUUCCUUGUUUCCAAAUUGUCAAUCUCUGCUAGUAAUCAUGAAUAUUGAACAAUUUUAUCAAAAACCUAGAGACCAAAGAAAUGCCUGUUAAAAUAUUCUCCUUUCUGUCAUUGAGAACUAUGCAUUGAACAUCUUGGGUCAUUUUAAGCCUCUGGAGAGAUUGUAAAGAUCCUUUGAGAGUGCUGGUAUGAAAUCAGUGGAAAACAGAACAAAAGCCAACUUUAGAAACAACAAGAAAUUAUGUACCAUAUAUACAUCAUAGCAAAUACUUUAUAUUUGAGAAUCUUUACAGCUUACAUUUCCAUUCCAUUAUUACAAGAGAUGAAAAACAAAAAAUUGCAAGUAGCAUGCAAAUUAUAAAUACAGCCUUCCCUACUAACCAAAUUCUUACUUUCCAGUGUUACUUCCCAAUUUAUGCAGGAAACUGCCUGCAAAGCUGAAACUGAUUAGAAAAUUCUUUAUAGUUUAAAAUAUUUCUCAUUUUAGGAGAAACCAAAUACCCAACCAUCAAAAUUAAAAAUAAACUGAAUUGUCACAGUCCAUUACAGUUAUUGUUACUAGAUCCACUUCAUUUGCAGGUGUCCAAAAUAGAAAAUGAAUAAUUCUUUAUCUUCAAAUUCAUUUGUUCUUAAAAUGCUACUUAAAACUUUGGUGGUUUUCCUGUAACAUAGAAGAAAAAGUUAAUUUAUCAAUUAGAUUGAAAAGAUACAGUUUUUACUACUUAUUUAUCAAACCAAAUACUGUGAUCCUAUUAAGUGUUUACAGAUCUUAAAUGCAUGUUACUAUACAAAGUAUUAAAGUAACUGGAAUUUGUCAAAACAGUUCUAUGUUUAAAAAAAUAUGUAAUUCAUUUUUAAAUAUAUUAGAUUGUAUUCCAAACCUAUUGUUUUUGUGGUACUUGGCUUGUUCAAAAUAAUGUCUGUCUAAAUUUUAUUUACAAAAUAAAAUAUUAGAGAUGAAAUAGGUGUGCAAAUGAAAAAAAUGACCAUAUUUUAUAUAGCAUUCAAGUUUAGAUUUAUUCAUACAUAUGCCUACAAUUUUUUUUCUGAACAGGUGGGAUAAUUUGAACAUUAAGAACAUUUCUCAUGAUAAAAUAUUCCUGUGUGCAAGGUAUUAGGAAAAAAAAUUAAAUUUCUGACUGAACUGACUACAGUUCUACAAGUUUGGAAUUUUAAAAAAGAGGCUUUGUAUUCCAAAUGGUUGGAAAGCACAGGAGAUGUUAUAUCUCCCAUAUGAGCCAUUCUCAGCAUACUUAUAUUUUGAGUUCAUCUCAAUAGAAUACUUUUACCCAUAUAAAAAAGAUUGUGAAAACUUUAAAGUCAAACUCUAGUCAAAAUGGAAAUAAAGGCAAUUUACUAAGUGCAUAAUAAGCACUAAGUACUAUCCAAGUCCUGCUAUACAUUAUCAACCUCAUCUGCAAUCACAAAACUAAGGUUUCAAGGUUAAAUGACUUAAGUUUGAACAGUGUACUAAUGCACAAGGUGAAGCUACAAUUUGAACCCAAAUCUGAUACCCACAUUCCUGUCGUUUCCAAUCAAUGUGCUGAAAGGUGUAUUUAUUGUAUUUUAUUUUGAUGAAAUCUGAUGCAGUGACACAAAUAUAAGACACUAAAAACAGCAAAAACACACUGAAGAAUAAGUAGGGUGACUUGUUUUACUAUAUAAAAAGAUAAACUGAGAAGAGUAAGGGCCUAGAAACACACCACACAUAUAUUGCCACAAGGGUGGCAGAGGACUAUUCUUUGAGUAAAUAUUGCUAGGAUGACUGGAUAUUCAUGUAGAAAAAAAUAAAACUUGACCCCUACUUUACAUCAUAAAGUAAAAUCAACUGCAGAUGGAUUACAGAACUUAAAAACAAUAGAAUUUUUAGGCUCCUUAUCUUUCAAUGCAAAAAAUAUUUCUUAAAAUAUUCCAUUCUAUUUCUUGGCCAGAGUGGUAAUUACUUUCAGUAAUUAGUUUUAUUAUACAUGUAAUGAAAAUUUAGAAUGGGAAAUUAGAGAAUCGAUUCCAUUUACUAUAGCACCAAGAACCAUAAGACACCUUGGAAUAAACCAAGAGGUAAAGGACCUCAAGGAACUACAGAACACUCAUGAAAGAAAUUAAAGAAGACACCAAAAGAUGUAAAAGCAUUCCAUGCUCAUGGAUCAGAAUAAUAAACAUUGUUAAAAUGUCUAUUCUGCCCAGUGCAAUCUAUACUUUCAAUGCCAUCCCGAUCAAAAUUCUACCAGCAUUUUUCAAAGUCCUAGAACAAACAAUCUUAAAAUAUGUAUGGAACCAGAAAAGACCCUGAACUGCUAAGGAAAUGCUGAAAAAGAAAAACAAAGCUGGGGUUAUAUUAUACAUUUGGAUUUAUGUACUUUUCUGAAUUAUAUUCCACAAUAAAAUUAAAAAUCUAAGGAGAGAAUCCAGUGAAAAUACUAAAGACAAAUAUUUUAGAAUUAAUGUAAAAUUGGGAAACUACUUACUGGUUUUUGAAGUACAAUGGGAUGAUCAGGCAGAAAGUCUGGUUUUUUUCUGCAGAUGGAAACGCUUGAGAGCUUCAACAGGAAAUCUCUGCUGUAUUUAAUUCUCUCUAUAGAUAUUAAACAUCAGAUGUAAUGUUAUAAAAUAAAGAACUCUCCCAGAACA
This is a messenger RNA of Neogale vison (American mink), 6545 nucleotides long. It is a transcript of the gene NECAB1, whose product is annotated as N-terminal EF-hand calcium binding protein 1. Gene Ontology annotation, cellular component: cytoplasm. The transcript has 13 exons. NCBI's taxonomy places the organism in Eukaryota, Metazoa, Chordata, Mammalia, Carnivora, Mustelidae. Gene Ontology annotation, molecular function: calcium ion binding. The record is from RefSeq and is a predicted model, not a curated record. Gene Ontology annotation, biological process: regulation of amyloid precursor protein biosynthetic process. The coding region runs from base 58 to 1113 and encodes 351 amino acids.